Myripristis murdjan (pinecone soldierfish) is the source of this 2651-nucleotide messenger RNA. RefSeq names its product Enah/Vasp-like b (gene evlb). The coding region runs from base 577 to 1812 and encodes 411 amino acids. Gene Ontology annotation, biological process: actin polymerization or depolymerization; protein homotetramerization; positive regulation of actin filament polymerization. Gene Ontology annotation, molecular function: SH3 domain binding; profilin binding; actin binding. The transcript has 13 exons. NCBI's taxonomy places the organism in Eukaryota, Metazoa, Chordata, Actinopteri, Holocentriformes, Holocentridae. The record is from RefSeq and is a predicted model, not a curated record. Gene Ontology annotation, cellular component: cytoskeleton.
GUAUGCUGCUGAGGGCUCCUCUCAUAUCUUUAAUUGUCUCGCUUGCUCCCACAAUCCCAUUCUCCUCUUUUUUUUUCCCCCUUCAUUUCGCCGUCUCCUUCCCACCUGCUGAAGGAUGUGCGGGUGAAAAAAAAGAACUGGAAAAACGGGAUUAUUUUUUGUUUACCUGUUUCCUCAAGCCUCGUUUUCUGGAGUCAUCUUUGUUCUGUGCUUCCAGCUGCUCAGUGCACGGUGGCUGCUAGUGGGGAAAUAGGUUAGUGUGCCUGUCUGGUGCCGGGCGGCGGAGGUGAUUGAAUGUUCUGUGCAUGGAGGAGAGGAAGAGGAGGGGGAUGCCUUCCUGGUGGUAGCGAUCUGUAGACCUGCGACUGUGCGCUCAGAGAGGGCGACUGGGAUGCUGCCGCUGAACUCCGACCUUUAGCUGUUGGGAAUUUCAAGACAGACACGGGAGAUCGGAGGAAGCGGGGGAUAAAGUAAAAAAUAAUAAUAAUAAUAAAAAAAAGACUGAGGCAAUUGAAGCAAAGGAUACAGAGGGACGUGAAGCAUUUUUCCAUUUUCCCUUUUUUGUGUGUGGACACCAUGGACAUCAACCUUCAGUCUCACCGGUUUUAUUUCCCCCAGAUCUACUGUGCGGAACCCGGGGCUCAACCACAGCUCACUGAGUUCAAAGUCAGUGAACAGAGCAUCUGCCAGGCGCGGGCCUCCGUCAUGGUCUACGAUGACACCAGUAAGAAGUGGGUGCCCAUCAAGCCCGGGCAGCAGGGCUUCAGCCGCAUCAACAUCUACCACAACACUGCCAACAACACCUUCAGAGUGGUGGGCGUCAAACUGCAGGACCAGCAGGUGGUUAUUAACUACUCCAUAGUGAAGGGGCUCAAGUACAACCAGGCCACCCCUACCUUCCACCAGUGGCGGGACGCCCGGCAGGUCUACGGCCUCAACUUCGCCAGCAAGGAGGAGGCCACCACCUUCUCCAACGCCAUGCUCUUUGCUCUCAACGUCCUCAGCGCGCAGGACGGAGGUCCAGCUGUCCAGCGCCAAGUCCAGAAUGGACCCACCUCAGACGAGAUCGAAGCUCAGCGAGCGAGGCAGAUGAUGGAGCAGCAGCAGCAAAUGCAAGCGCACAUGGAGCGGGAGCGACGGUCCUCCAACUCAGGUUCUCCUUUCCAAGGCCACCCUGCGGUGCUCUCCGUGGCCCCCCCAGUAGUACCUCCCCCCAUGAACAUGGGCGGCGGCCCUCCUCCCCCUCCACCACCUCCUGGACCUCCUCCGCCCUCUGCAGGGGCGCCCCCGCCUCCACUCCCCCCGCCACUCCCUAUGGGCGGCGGGACCCAUGGGGAUGAGCCUCCCGCCCCGACGGGACUCGCCGCUAUGAUCGCCGGAGCCAAACUGCGCCGCGUUCAAAGACCUGAGGACAGCUCUUCAGGCGCCAAAAAUGAUGCCAACCGAACAAGUGGAGGAAGCGGAGGUCUGAUGGAGGAGAUGAACGCCCUGUUGGCGCGAAGAAGGAAAGCAGCUUCAGAGAAGCCAGACGACAGCCAAAAUGAUGACCCAAAUUCUCCUUCACCCAGCACCCGGGGGGGACAGAAUGCCACAGAUGGUGCAAAGAAGCCGUGGGACCGAGCUAACUCAGCAGAGAGGUCAUCGCUGGUUUCGAGGGUACGACCCGUGGGAAGUAGCAGUGACACAGACACCGCAGACCUUGAUAGAAUGAAACAGGAAAUCUUGGAAGAGGUUGUCCGUGAAUUGCACAAAGUGAAGGACGAGAUCAUUGAUGCCAUUAGAAAUGAACUCAGUCGAAUUAGCACGACAUAAUCUUUCAGAGCCACUCCCCGCCGCGACCCACCUUUUCAAACCAUCGCCCCUGCAGCAGCUGCUGUGGCCCGGAGGAAGAGCGUCAGGAAAGGAGGCCCAAACUGUGACACGUACUCGUUCUGUUCUGCUGUGGUGUUGAAGCAAUGUGAGGCAACGUUGCUGUAACACUUCAGACAAAUGUCUCUUUAUACCAUUCGGUUUGAUUUAGUUUGGAGAGGAAGACGUGAAUGGGGCACGUUGUCGCACUGAUUACUCUGAUUUCUUAAAGUCUCUCGUCUAUUUGUUCACCCAGUUUGCUCCCCUGUCCUCGGCCUGAAGGAAAACGGAUAAAAAAAAUAAUAAUUCAAAUGAUUUGUAUUUUAUUUUGCUUUUUUUGUCAGAAGUUUGUUUUAAAUUUGUAUUGUUACUGUCAUUUUUCAUUAUUAUUACUAUCAUUUCCACAGUUGUCAAUGUAAUGAUGUGAAUAUGAUUAGUCGUAGUCUUGUGAUGGUGAUAAUGAGGAAAUGACAAUAAGAAUAUGAUAGUAAUGAUAAUGGCGAUGGUUAUUAUUGCACAUCAUUUUAUGUCAGCCUUUUGUAUUUUAUAUUUGUCGUUUUCAUUGGGUUUUGUUUUAGAUACAGUAACAAGCACAUGCAAAUUUAUUUCUCAUCAUCUGAACCUGGAACAUUUUUUGAAGCAGGUCUUUUUUUGUUUGUUUGUUUUUUUCUUUUUCUUUUUUUUUUUUUUUUAUCCUUUUUUUGGCCAACACAGCUAUGUGUGGAGUCAUGCCUGAAAAAGCCAGGCCUUGACCUGAUACAGAGGGUGGAAUAAACUAUUGUUCUUUGGAUAUUGCAAUCUUA